UUUGUUGAGUUGAGAAGUGUGUGGGUGCACAAAUUGAGACAAAAUUUUUGUUUGAAAAUGCCUUUCUUUUCGAAAAUAUUCAACCGCGUGAAACAAGUAUUCAAUCCAACGGAUGUGUACGCUUCGCAACGUCUACUUUUGAGAGGAUCCUUGAUCUAUGGAUUGAUACCGUAUCGACUAGUGGUCAAAGACGGUGUGUCAAGUCUGCAAACCAGCGUACUCGGAUUCAUUGCAGCGAUACUGUCUAUGAUAACUUUUGGAAUUUCUUUUAUGGCAACCAUCCUCAACCAGAUGAAUCUGAUGGAAUUCUUCCUUCAAAGUCCAAUAUCAAAUUUUGGCGGAAAUUUGAAUUUGAUCACAUCAUUUCUGUCGAUAACGUCGGUGUAUGUGUGCAGUUUGGUGUUACGGAAGAAACUGAAGAGAAUGUUGGAGACUCUGAGCUGCAUUGAUGGAAAAUUCGUUGAGUUAGGGAUAGACAUUAGCCAUAGAAAUGCACUGUGGUUCAAUUUAAAAUCGUGUUUUGUUGCGACCGUCGCUUGUGGGAUAUAUACCGCGACUACUAUUGCAUUUUUGCUGCAAAGAAAAUCCGGCAAUCAGAGAAGUUAUUCUGUUGUCGUGACACAUUUUUGGCCAUAUUUCGUUCUAACGAAUUUGAUUCUGACGUUUUUGAGCUUUACAAGGUUGAUUUGUACACGCUUUAAAGCAGUCAACCAAAUCCUCCGAAAUCUAUGCGGAUCUGAAUCAACCAAAAGUUUCAACGUUACCAUAAGUCCACUAAAAUCAUUCAAACAGUCCCAGGACUCGUCGUCGAAUUUACUAGCCGAACGGAAACUGGUGGAAGUGGUAAAGGAUGUAUGCGGCAUCCAUGACGACCUGAGUGACACAUGCCUUUUAGCCGAAGAAUAUUUCGCACUGAAAAUGUUAACCAUCGUCGGCAUUGGCUUCCUGAUCAUCGUCUUCAAUUUGUAUUAUGUGAUGGAAAUAGCAUUCGGCCAAAUACCGGAUGAAUUCCAGGAAGAAUCGUACAAAUUUCUGAUAUUUCUAGUAUUUCAAGUUGCCAUGAAUAUCUUGGGCAUUUUGUGCAUCAUUCAGUCGAGCUGUGCCAUUUCGAAUGAGAACCGAAAUUGUUCCAUUUAUGUGCACAAACUAAUGAACACCACCACCGACGACAUUGCCAAGGAGAAAUUGUUGCAAUUUUCGUUGCAGCUAAUUCAUCGGAAAGUAAAGUUUACCGCCUUGAAUCUGUUUCCCUUGGAUCGGACUCUGAUAUUCACGAUUGCUGGCGCUGCUACGACGUAUCUCAUUAUACUUUUCCAAUUUUCCAACCAAAACAGAUUCCCUAAUGUGAAAACAUGAGCUUAUUCCCUACAUGGAAUCACUGUCGAACAGAAUUAGUGUCAGUAGAAUAAUAAUGGCAUUGCAUAUUGUGACAAGUGGUCGUUAGAUAAGUCUUAAGGCAAAUGUUUAAUGUUUUUGUAGUGUUGAGGAGGAAUAAAAAGAACAUAGCCGACGAGCUCUAGAAAU
Bradysia coprophila is the source of this 1524-nucleotide messenger RNA. RefSeq names its product putative gustatory receptor 28b. Gene Ontology annotation, biological process: sensory perception of taste; chemosensory behavior; male courtship behavior. Gene Ontology annotation, cellular component: neuronal cell body; membrane; axon. The record is from RefSeq and is a predicted model, not a curated record. Lineage: Eukaryota; Metazoa; Arthropoda; Insecta; Diptera; Sciaridae.